AUGCUGCUUGAGUUCAGUUUCAAUAAUAUAAAUCAUGAGUAUACGUCAGACAAAUUUACAGAUCAAUAUUAUAGUCAUUUGACUAAAGAUGAGUUGUUAAAAUUAUCAUCAUUUCAAUUAUUAUCAUUUUAUUUAACUAUUGAAAGAUAUAGAGGUGUUCAAUCUUGGUGGAAACCAUUUUUAGAUAUGUUACCAACCAUGUCCGACUUCCAACUAACGCCAAUGACGUGGAACAAUCAAGAAUUAGUCAAACAAUUACCAAUAUCAACUCAGCUCAUGAAUGAGGAAAUCACAAGUAGAUUUGAGAAAGACUAUAAAGUAAUACUGGAUGAACUAGGUAUUUUGAAUCGUGAAGAUGUGCUUUUAUCUUGGUUAUGUAUAAAUUCACGUUGUUUAUAUAUGAAAUUAUCAACAUCUCAUAAUUCAAGUGAUAAUUUCACAAUGGUUCCUUUUGUUGAUUUUAUAAAUCAUAGUGAUGAAGAUCAUUGUAAAUUAAAAAUAGACUUUAAGGGUUUCAAAAUAAUAACUACUUGUGAAUAUACUUUAAAUUCACAAAUUUAUCUUAAUUAUGGUCCACAUAAUAAUGAUUUCUUACUUUGUGAGUAUGGGUUCAUGAUAAACGACAAUAAAUGGAAUGAUUUAGAUAUUUCAAACUAUAUAAUGGACUAUUUGAAGCCUAAACAGAUUGAAUAUUUGAAACAGAUUGAUUAUUUUGAUUUUUAUACAUUGACUAAUUCAAUUUUAUCAUUUAGAACAGAGGUUGUUCUUGCUGUCAUACAAGAGUCAAAUCCAGAAGAAAGUAAGAAAUUGGAAAGUUUUAUUAAUGGAUACACUGAUGGGGUAAUUUAUCAAAGAUUAUCUAAACAUUUAUUAAAGAAGAUUUUGGAAGAAGUUAUAUUCGAAUAUGAGAAAAACCAGCACUUACAAUUUGAUUCAGCUCCAAGAAAGAAAGUGAUUGGAGACUUAUACAGAAACAGAAACGAUAUUGCAAAGUCAUACAUCCAAGAAUACUUAUCUUAA
Insectozyma verbasci is the source of this 1020-nucleotide messenger RNA. The record is from the annotation of a GenBank genome assembly. Lineage: Eukaryota; Fungi; Ascomycota; Pichiomycetes; Serinales; Debaryomycetaceae.